AUGGGAUUCCGUAACGUCUCUACAACAAUGCCUGGGUCUCUUCCUGUGAAUGCUGAAGCCUGUUGGCCAAAAGAUGUGGGAAUUGUUGCCCUGGAGAUCUAUUUUCCUUCUCAGUAUGUUGACCAGACAGAAUUGGAAACAUUUGAUGGUGUGGAUGCUGGGAAGUACACCAUUGGCUUGGGUCAAUCGAAGAUGGGAUUCUGCUCAGAUAGAGAGGAUAUCAACUCACUCUGCUUGACUGUGGUACAGAAGCUUAUGGAGAGGAACAGUCUCUCCUAUGAUUGCAUUGGGAGAUUAGAAGUUGGAACAGAGACAAUCAUUGACAAGUCAAAAUCUGUAAAGACUGUCCUGAUGCAGCUCUUUGAGGAUUCUGGUAAUACAGACGUAGAAGGGAUUGACACAACAAAUGCAUGCUAUGGAGGCACUGCUGCUAUCUUUAAUGCUGUUAACUGGGUUGAGUCCAGUUCUUGGGAUGGUCGUUAUGCGCUUGUUGUUGCUGGAGACAUAGCUGUGUAUGCCACUGGAAAUGCCAGGCCAACCGGUGGAGCUGGUGCUGUUGCUAUGUUAAUUGGUCCAAAUGCUCCUUUAAUUUUUGAGCGAGGACUGCGUGGGACCCAUAUGCAGCAUGCCUAUGACUUUUAUAAGCCAGAUAUGGUGUCUGAAUAUCCUGUAGUUGAUGGUAAACUAUCUAUUCAGUGCUACCUCAGUGCAUUAGAUCGCUGCUAUUUUGUCUACCGCAACAAAAUCCGUGCUCAGUGGCAAAAAGAAGGAAGUGACAGAGACUUUACCUUGAAUGACUUUGGCUUCAUGAUCUUCCAUUCUCCAUACUGUAAACUUGUACAGAAAUCUGUGGCUCGACUGUUGUUGAAUGACUUUCUUAGUGACCAGAACGCUAAAACAGAAAAUAGUAUCUAUAGUGGCUUGGAAGCUUUCAGGGAUGUAAAACUGGAGGAUACCUAUUUUGAUAGAGAUGUGGAGAAGGCCUUUAUGAAAGCUAGUGCUGAACUCUUUAAUCAGAAAACCAAAGCUUCUUUACUUGUAUCCAAUCAAAAUGGAAACAUGUACACCCCUUCAGUCUAUGGCUGCCUUGCUUCUCUUCUAGCACAGUACUCCCCACAGCAGCUAGCAGGACAAAGAAUUGGUGUGUUCUCCUAUGGCUCUGGUUUUGCUGCUACACUCUACUCCAUUAGAGUUACACAGGAUGCCACACCUGGUUCUUCUCUGGAUAAAAUAACUGCUAGCCUUUCUGAUCUGAAAACAAGACUUGACUCAAGAAAGUGUAUUGCACCAGAUGUCUUUGCUGAAAACAUGAAGAUUAGACAGGAAACGCAUCACUUGGCCAACUACAUUCCACAGUGUUCAGUGGAUGAUCUCUUUGAGGGAACGUGGUACCUAGUGCGAGUGGAUGAAAAACACAGAAGAACUUAUGCUCGACGUCCAGUGCUGGGUGACGGGCUUUUGGAAGCAGGAGCUGAGGUUGUCCAUCCAAGCAUAGUUCAUGAGCUUAUCCCGAGCCCUGCUAAGAAAGUGCCAAGAAUCCCUGCAACCACAGAAUCUGAAGCUGUUGCUGUCUCUGUUUCCAAUGGAGAGCAUUAA
This is a messenger RNA of Emys orbicularis (European pond turtle), 1596 nucleotides long. RefSeq names its product 3-hydroxy-3-methylglutaryl-CoA synthase 1 (gene HMGCS1). The transcript is spliced from 10 exons. Gene Ontology annotation, molecular function: hydroxymethylglutaryl-CoA synthase activity. Gene Ontology annotation, biological process: acetyl-CoA metabolic process. The coding region runs from base 1 to 1596 and encodes 531 amino acids. Lineage: Eukaryota; Metazoa; Chordata; Testudines; Emydidae. The record is from RefSeq and is a predicted model, not a curated record.